UAUUGUAUUGUAUUUAUAAAAUAAUUUUAUACAAGUAUUUAUUGCAAGUAUCGUGAUUUUGUACGUAGUAUUUUAAACGUUUGAAAUAUAAAUUUAUAUUUUGUUACGACGCGUCUGAGUGGAUUUUAUUUGGUCCUAUUGGAAACAUCAUUAUUGAUCAAACAUAACAGGUACGGAUGAGACGAAAGCCACAUCAUGCAUCACUCGAGUACUGUGUAAUAAAAGGAUUAGUCAUAGUCAUUUGUAAUAAAGUGUUUCUGAGAAAUCUGUAUCUGUGCGUAAGAAAAUUGUAUAAAAAUGAUGAGAAAAGGGAAAAGUAAAUCCAGCAAGCUGGCUCGAAUGAAUGAAGAAGAACGUGCACGUUACAUGCAGUGUCGUGCUGAAGUUGAACUAGAAGCUAGGAGACGUAAACAGCAAUUGAUCGCUAUUUUCACUAAAAAUAAAUUGAAACGCGAGGAAGCAUAUUCGAGAUUGAAUAUCGCCAAAAUUAACGAGAAAUGGAGAUUCGUCUUGAGACAGAUAAAGUUUAGAGAGAUCUAUGAUAACGUGAACCAUCUCUGCGAGUCCUUCGGUAGGAUGGUCAAAUUAAAAGAUGGAAUAAUUAGCAGAUUGCACGACGAACUAAAAAUAGCAGACGAGGAGCACAGGAGGCUGCAAGAAAUUCAUAUUAUCUUAAUUAACGAUACAAUCGCGAGAUACAAACAGAAAUUAAAAGACUUGUACGACACGUACAAGCUGGAUAGCGUCAAGUCUGAUAGCUUGAUCGAAUUGCGUCUUUUGCAAAAUUCUAUGAAAAAGAUUAGCAAAGAUAUUCAAACGAGUAUAAGUAAAAGGGAGAGAAUUUUAAGCGGCGAGGAAUCUGCGAGGAAAACACAGAAUGCCAUCAACAUUCACAACGUCUUAUUUUUGGAGGGCAACGUGGCAUCGAAUCUCGUGCAUCGAUCGCUGGUAAACAUGGAAAACCUUUGGGAACAGUUAAACAAAGUAUUGACUGAAUACGAAAGAAUGACUAGGCAUAAAAUAAAACAAUACGAAUAUCUAAAAGGGCAAGAUAAUAUUCAUCAGCUGUAUGUGUCGCAGUAUCACAAAGUACAUUUGCAACUGCAAAAUGUUGUCGAAAGCUUGAAGCAUGAUACGCAAGCAUUGUCAUCGAAGAGGGAAAGUGAGAUAUCAAAGUUGCAAACGAAAGACAUAGAUUUAAAGAAGAAGAUAAGAAAUGUUAAGCAACAAUUUACUGCGGUACAAACGGUGGAUCUUUUGCAGUUAAAAAAAUUGACCGUAACCAGCAAUGAUGUUUUACUGAACUUGCGAAGGAGUAUGAAAACGGGCACUACGAUCCUCGAAUUAAUCGCGAUAUGUUCUGCUUUGGAACCAUUUCUUUUCAACCUCAAGAAAUAUUUUGUGCAAGAUACAGUACACGAAUCCUUGUACUCUACUAUACCUAGCUCGUGCAGUACGAUCGAUACAUUCUGGAAACAGUAUAAUCAUAUCACAGCGAACAACAUUUUAUUAAAAAGGACGCAUAAGAAACUGUGCUUAGAGAACAAAAGAUUAAGAUACAAGUUACGAGGGUAUCUCGUGAUGCUGUCUGGAGUACCAGCGACGUGUUCAGUCGUUACAGCUUUAAUUUAA
Hylaeus volcanicus is the source of this 1632-nucleotide messenger RNA. Its product is annotated as dynein regulatory complex subunit 2. NCBI's taxonomy places the organism in Eukaryota, Metazoa, Arthropoda, Insecta, Hymenoptera, Colletidae. The transcript is spliced from 6 exons. Bases 298 to 1632 code for a protein of 444 amino acids. The record is from RefSeq and is a predicted model, not a curated record. Gene Ontology annotation, biological process: axonemal dynein complex assembly; regulation of cilium movement; cilium-dependent cell motility. Gene Ontology annotation, cellular component: axoneme; axonemal dynein complex.